Messenger RNA from Lagenorhynchus albirostris (white-beaked dolphin), 808 nucleotides. It is a transcript of the gene VMA21, whose product is annotated as vacuolar ATPase assembly factor VMA21. The record is from RefSeq and is a predicted model, not a curated record. Bases 320 to 682 code for a protein of 120 amino acids. Lineage: Eukaryota; Metazoa; Chordata; Mammalia; Artiodactyla; Delphinidae. Gene Ontology annotation, cellular component: endoplasmic reticulum membrane. Gene Ontology annotation, biological process: vacuolar proton-transporting V-type ATPase complex assembly. The transcript has 4 exons.
AUCUGUCCCUUACUAUUUGAGUCCCUGUUGUCUCAUUGGCAGCUUUCUGAGCAGCUGCAAAAUGUUUUUAACUUUAAGUGGAAGCUGGGAUCACCAGCGUCUGGCCUGGAACGGUCUCUCUCAGCAAGGGCUCUUUCAGCUCUGACAUUCCCUAGCUUUACGGACUCGCACCCCAGUCGUCUGCCUGGUUUUCCUUGCUCGCAGAUCAUCUGUUCCAGUCGCCUCGCAACCACAGCUCGGCGACAGGGGCCGGAACGGGGACGAGGAGUGCUCGCGCGCGCUCAGGGGGCGGCCGCAGCACCGCCCUCUCCGGAGGACCAUGCUGCGAGGCAAGUCCCGGCUCAACGUGGAGUGGCUGGGGUACUCGCCCGGCCUGCUCCUGGAGCGCAGGCCUCUCUUGGCAGGGCGCACGCCCCGCAGCCCCUGCCGAAAUGAAAGUUCAUUAGCAUCCACUCUGAAGACGCUCCUGUUCUUCACAGCUUUAAUGAUCACUGUACCUAUUGGGUUAUAUUUCACGACUAAAUCUUAUGUUUUUGAAGGCGCCUUUGGGAUGUCCAAUAGGGACAGCUAUUUUUAUGCUGCUAUUGUUGCAGUGGUCGCUGUCCACGUGGUGCUCGCCCUCUUUGUUUACGUGGCCUGGAAUGAAGGCUCAAGGCAGUGGCGUGAAGGCAAACAGGAUUAAAGUGAACAUCACCUUUUGAUAGCAUUAAAUUGAUUUUUUUUAAAUGGUAAAUGUGUCUGGAGUAAAUGAUUUUAUGGUAAGUGGUAAAUGAUUUUAAUAAAGUGAAAGAACAUCAAUCUUAUGGAA